This is a messenger RNA of Fusarium musae, 2829 nucleotides long. RefSeq lists its product as uncharacterized. The transcript is spliced from 3 exons. The record is from RefSeq and is a predicted model, not a curated record. Gene Ontology annotation, molecular function: protein binding. Lineage: Eukaryota; Fungi; Ascomycota; Sordariomycetes; Hypocreales; Nectriaceae. The coding region runs from base 1 to 2829 and encodes 942 amino acids.
AUGGAUGCUCUUGAUGAAUGUGACGCCAAGCUGCAUCGAAGACACAUACUCAAAUUCCUCAAGGAUUUGAUGGCGGCCAAAGUCAAACUAUUUGCGACCAGUCGGCCUCAUGUCGAAGAGGUCAGGAAUUUGUUCUCGACAUCUUUAAGCGUCGUUGCCAGGGCUAGCGAGUCCGAUAUUAGGUCGUACUUGAUUGAGAAGAUAGACGAGCGACGAGAAGAGUCCGAGGAGGUAUAUUAUAUGAUUAGCGACGAAUAUGGGGAAGAGAUUGUCAACACUCUUGUGGAGAAAGCGAAUGGCAUGUUCAUUUAUGUGGCGUUCCAGAUCGAGAAUAUCCUGAGCCAGCCAAGUCAUCGCGCGAUGAAGGAAGCAGUAAACAGUCUGGCGGACGAUCUGGAUGGAAGUUAUAAGGCCACCAUGGACAGAAUCAAUAGCAUUCCCAUCAAGUCGUGCGUCACGUUGGCCUACCGAGUGUUUCAGUGGAUAUAUCAUGCCAAACGGCCGCUACAUGUCGAAGAGUUGCGUCAUGCUCUUGCUACGACACCACAUGAGGGCUCGUUCGACGUCGAGAGUCUGGUUCCUGCACGGUUCCUGCUUUCUUACUGCUGCGGACUUGUUGUUGUCAACAGUCAGAAAGUUAUACAGUUUGUACAUCAGUCUGUGCAAGAGUACUUUUGUGGGCAUAGAGCUGAGCUCAUCCCCAAUGGCCACACGAACUUGGCCCUGACCUGCAUUGCUUAUCUGUCCUUCGAUGACUUCAUUUCCGUAAAUAUCGACGAUGUCGAAACUAUCAAAGCGCUACCGGAGCGAUUUCCUCUCCUCGACUAUGCCGCAACUCAUUGGGGCGAUCAUGCCGCUGACGAUGCUGAUGAGGAGGUUCUCGCUAUGGUAGAAAGGUUCUAUACUUGCACCUGUAACCUUCAGGUUUGGGCAACAUAUGACCUGCACCUGAAUUCCGGGUGGCCUUCGACACCGGGGGACUUGUCACGCCUGCAUCUGGCCGCGCGAUUCGAUCUGACGACCUGGGCAACCAUACAUACGGCACGAUUGGUGGCCGACCUCAAUAGGCCGACGUCACUCGGGGACACACCGCUUAUGAUAGCUUCACAGUUCGGGCAUGACACCUUUGUUCGAUUCCUCCUCGCCCAGCGGAAUAUCUCUGCCUCCCUCAAUGCGGUCGACAGCAGUGGUUUAACAGCAAUUUUUCGGGCCACCAAGUACAAUAAAACAGCAACCUUAUCAAUUCUCCUCGAGAAGCAAGACGCCGAUGUCAAUCUUGGAUGCCCUCUCUUUGUUGCACUAACGAACCGGUCCUUCACCGCAUUUGAUACCCUCAUCGCCACACGAAAAGACCUAGACGUAAACACAACUGAUAGGGAAGGUCAUACACUGCUGUUCUAUGCUGCAAGUGAGAUGUUUAGCAGCGCAGUUCAGACGCUGCUUACGAGGGAUGACUUGCGGCCAGACGGUGGCACUGGCGAUAUGGGGGCGCUGAUUGUUGAUUUGAUUGAGGAUCAGGACAUUAUGACGAACGAGGAGAUAGAGUCGCUUCCGGUUAUGGCUCGUGAUAUAGCGCCAUUCUUCUGGAAGUGCAGGAUGAAUGAUAUGAAUGGCAACAAGGAAGGGCCAGAUUUACCAUUGGACUGGUUUCUGGCCUGUUGCAGCUGCUUCAUGCAGGAUUACCCGCAUAUGAUCGAGGACUGGAUCGAUGCUGGCCAGAUCGACCCCAACAUAUGCGAUCAGCGGGGUCGGACAUUAUUCUACGUCGCAGCCUGGAGAUCGGAUAUUGACCUGGCGCAGAAGCUCAUUGAUCAUGGAGUGAUCCCGAAGCAAGAUAGAUAUGGAUGCUCACCCCUGUACCAUGCUGCCAGGGAAGACUGCAAAGACCUCGUUCAAAUUUUGCUCGAUCACGGUGCCGAUGCGACAUGGAGGGAUCAGGAUGGGGACACGGCACUACAUGCGGCGGCUUUGUCUGGUAAGGCGGCCAACCUACGUGUUCUCCUUGAUCACGGAGCCGAUGCGAACGCAGUCAACGAGGCGGGCCAAUCUGUGUUACACUGGGCCACUUGCGGCGGAGAUUCUAAAACGGUCAAGACGUUGCUUGACCGUGGCGCUGAGGCGGACAUGAGAUAUAAGCCAGGAGGCACGCGUACACCAUUGGCCCUGGCGAUUGAUAAUGCAGAAAUCCAGUUGGAGACGGUGAAGGCCCUCGCAGAGCACGGAGCGGAUCUCGGACAAGUGACUGUAGGAGGAUUCACGAUGCUGCAUCUGGCAGCAUCCCAUCAUCGAGCAGACAUUUGCCGGUUCCUCUUAGAUAGAAGAGAAGCCAUCGUCGAUCCUAACGCGAUAAGUAUAUGCAUGCAAACGCCAUUAAACCUGGCCAUGCGCGGCAUGGAUCUCGAGAGCAUUGAGGUAUUGAUCAUGCACGGUGCCGAUCCCACUGCGAGGGACAUUUACGGAUCAACUCCACUUGACUGGGCUGCACGCUGGGGACCAGCAUGGGAUAAGAUGCCACAUGAGGCGAAGAUGCAAUAUAGAUCCACUAGUCUAGAUGUACAGACUCGGCACCAGAAGGACUCAUUGUUUUUGUUGAUCGACAAGGCCCUUGACGAGAAAAUGGACGAUAUGAGAUUGUACGGGGGUCUAGGCAUUUUUAACACCAUAGGGCAUAUCCUCCUCUUCCUGAACGACAGCAGAAACGCCGACAUGGACAAGGCAGCUCAGAUCGCCUUCGAGCAGCUCACCGAGGUCGGACAGGUGGAAGUAUCCCAAUCGAUACGUCUGCAGGACAUGUGCGGCUGUCGACCUGUGUUCAGAAUGUUUUGGUAA